Teleopsis dalmanni is the source of this 3359-nucleotide messenger RNA. RefSeq names its product myb-like protein P. Gene Ontology annotation, molecular function: protein binding. The record is from RefSeq and is a predicted model, not a curated record. Bases 1 to 3195 code for a protein of 1064 amino acids. Lineage: Eukaryota; Metazoa; Arthropoda; Insecta; Diptera; Diopsidae. The transcript is spliced from 9 exons. Gene Ontology annotation, cellular component: cytosol; nucleoplasm. Gene Ontology annotation, biological process: actin filament bundle assembly; actin crosslink formation; plasma membrane organization.
AUGGCCACCUCUAGAAAACAUUAUGGCCUUCAAACGGCCAAUGAAGCUAUUAUGUGCUGCCCGCAAAUGUUAAAAGCAUUUUAUGUGGAUUUAUUAGUGCCAUUAGAAACAAAUCUCGAAAAAGAUACAAAAGUUGUGCAACAUGAACAGAAAAAAUUCUUGCAACAACACAAAGUACGCAUGGAAAGUUAUCAGAAAGCAGUCUCAACUAUGAAAAAACAACGCAAGAAGAAAGCCAGUCCUGAAAAUACUGAAAAGGAAUUGAGGAGUUUGCAAAUUUUGGAAGAUCAGAAGAAAAAACUUGAUGCUUUUUGUGAGCAAAGCUACAAAAAUGCCAUGACACAAGAACGACGUCGUUAUGGUUUUGUCUUGGAACGUCAGUGUUCCAUUGCGAAACAUUGGAUGGCUUAUCAUAAUACCGGCAAAAGCGUAAUCGAUAAUAAUUUGGAAAAUUGGCAAGAAAUUGCAGCAUCGCGUGAGGUUAUACCUACUUUGGCAUAUGAGACUAAUCUCAACGGACAUAAACGUAUUGAACGCAUCAGAGAUGCUGAUGAAAACCAUAGUCAUAGCCAUAACGCUUCACAGCUGAAGAAAGCACGUAGUGUUGAUGCACCAUACGGUGAUAUGCGCACUUUACAUGAAACCAGUAAUAAUUACACACAAAAUUCAUUACCACGUGCCAAAUCAGAUUUUAAUUUGACAGCUACAACCACAUCAUCAAACGAUCAUACUGAUCACACACAUUGGGAUCAACGUCCUGUAGUCAAGGCACUCUAUGCCUACAUGCCAUCCGGUGAAAAUCAAUUACCUUUCGAUGAAGGUGAUAAGAUUGCUUUGGUUGGUAGUAAAGCUAAAGGUUGGCAAUUUGGUGAAAAUUUGCGUACCCAAAUGUUUGGUUGGUUUCCCAUUGCCUACACAAAUGCUGAAGGCAAUGAGAAGAAUAAACUUGAACAUGAACGCAACGAACGCAACGAUCGUUACGAGAAUAUGCAUUUCGAGCAUAAUAAUGGCGGCAUGCGUAAUUAUAGAAAUCAGUAUAUGUCGGAGACCCAUAUGGAUACAACCAUGGAAAGUGAUUCGACCUAUAGAAGACGCAAUAAUAGCGCUGAGGAGUCAUCACCGACUAGAAUGUUUGGUGAUACUAUUAAUUUCCGUAAUCAAAAGAAGUAUCGUCCACAAUCAAAUGGCAACCCACGACCCGGGCCGCCACCAACUCUGCCAGCACCAGUGCCCACAAAUCAAAAUUCAAAUCGUAUGUUGAAUACAUCACAAAGUUUUUGUGCACCAAAUGGUGCUCCAUCUGUAAUAGAGCGUCGUAAGCAUAAGGCACAAAACGGACAACAAACAUCACAUACUUCCAUGAAUCAUGUGAGCUCUAGCAAUCAAUCGAAACCAACAGCAACUGCUAAAGCUUCACUACAUAGUAGUGCCGAUAGUGGUUUCUCCAAUGAACCCCCACCACAACCCGAAGUCGAUUAUUCUGAUGAGGAACAAACUAGUCGUGUACCCAUACGACGACGUGCUGACACAAACUCUCAUAAUCCACGUGAAGUAGCUUCCUGGACAUUGAAUCGUAAUUUCCGCAACAGCGUGGAUAGUCAGAUUGAUGAUAGGAGUUUACACACACUCAAUAGACAUAGCAAUAAAAUGAGAUACGAUCUCAUUGCAAGUGACGAUGAAAUAUUGCAUGCUUCGAGCGGUGGCAUAAAACGUACUAAGUCAUUUUGGAAAUUCGGUGGGCGUCAUGAUGAUAUUUUAGCGGGUAUGUCAUUAUGGCAACAUCGUGACUUAGUAGCCGCACCAAAUCUUGAAGAAAUGCGUGAUGAGCUCAACAAUGAAACUGAACAGCAAGAGCAUGAUUUCGAUAAAAAUGCUACGCUCACAAAAUCAAAUUCAAAUUCCAAUUCCAAUUCCAGUUCAACACAUGAGAAACGACGUAAAGAUAGCAUUACCAGUAUGGAAAUGUAUGACGACGAUGAAAAUAUUUACGGUAUGAGUCCGGUAAUGCAACGCGAAAAUAUAGUACAGCAACGGAAUUCUACACAAUCCACAAUGCAAUCGAAUUUUACACCCAAAUCACGCAUGAAAAUUAUGAAAACAAUCGAAAUUGAUAUAGAAAAUCCAACGGAGAGUGAACGUUUAAGCACCAUAAAACGAGGACAAAAGGAAUAUCAGAAAGAGUAUAGAGAAAGUGGUAUGAGCCAGCAAGCGGUCAUGAGAAAUUCGAAUGGCAGAGAACAGGAACUUAAGAAAAAUGCUAAUAUGAAUAUGCAAAAUAGAAACUCUUCAAAUAAUGCAAGCAAAAAAUUGAAUGAUAUGAAAUCGAAUCAUCAUUCGACCCCACAAACGAAAUCGCAACCAGCGCAAAGUAGAGCUGUACUUCAGGAUAUGUUACCUUCGACAGAGGAUGAAGCUGACAGCGAUGAUAAUGGCACACUAAAAAUGAGCGAUGUUAAUAAUUUUUUUGAUGAUUUGCCGCGUGACAACACAGGCGGUGGUCUUAUCAUGAAAACAGUUAAACGUAAAGACAUACUUAAACAAUAUUAUACGAGUGAAGAUGAAUCGGAUGAUGCUGAAAUAAAAUCCACUAGUUCCGAUCCAUAUGAUUGCAUUGUCAUCAAUGAUCAUUUAGUGCGCAAGGAUGACAAACAUAGACGUCAAAUGCACAAUUCUUAUCAGGAACAUCAAAUGGAGUUUCAAACAUUUCGUGCCACUACGACUUCAGCUUCACAAGGCGCAACAUCAACCAUGAAUAAAAAGAAAAAUGAUAACAGAAUUACAAAUGGCGGCUCUUCCGCUACAUUAAAACAGCAACAAAAACAUAAGCAGCAACAACAACAACAACAUAGAGAACAACAACAAGAACAGGAACGUUAUAUUAACAAUAGUAACACAAUGACACGCAAUAGUAACGUAAAUUCUACAAUAAAUACACCCACUGCCACAAUAUUGCCACGGACAAGGCUAAUGAAGUGCAGUAAUACAACAAGUAUGACACUGGAACGUACACAACACAAGUCCAAUAGGCAAAACGAUACUAGGGAAAAUAGUGCCUCUGUUAGUAGUGAUAAGGAUAGGCAUUAUGGUAAAACCUAUGGACCUUGGUAUGAUUUUUGGGAUCAACAGAAUCAGCAUACGUUAGUCAGUCAGAAAUCAAUGAGCAACUCAAAAAUGAAAUCGAACGGUGGAAUGUAAGGAAGGUAAUAUCAUGGAGUUUUUAGCAUGGAGUUUACUAACGAGAAUAUAAUAUAAUGCUGUCCUACUGCAUUUUCUUACAAGUGAAGAAAGUGAAUUUGUUGGACUACUAAUAGAAACAUAAUAGAAAUCUUCUAACUCGUUAGUCUAUGUAACAAUUAACU